AACUGCGGAAGUUGGCAUAACCCAAGAUAAAAGGCGAAGGAGACAAGGCGGAAUUGAGCAAACAAUCAAACAAACCACAAAAUAUUGAACCAUUGUAAGAGUUGUCGAAGGAGGCGCUAAUGGAGGCAGCCGAUGAAGCAUUCGAGCUGUUUGAAAGAACAAUGGCGUCGUACGAGGAGGAAGUUUCUCGAAGGAGAGAGGACGAGAGGCGUCGGCAACAACUGGAAACUGUUAGCAAGACUCAAUCUGUGCAACGCAAUGGAGACGUCCAGCAGCCGAUCGGCCGUCAAGAAGGACGUCCCCCUCAGCUGCCGUGUCAGAGCUCCACUUUGAAGCAGGAGGAUCCCCGGCCCCCCCAUAUUAAAGAGGAAGAAGAGGAACUUUGGAUCACUCAGGAUGGAGAGUGUCUUCUCGGGCCGGGGCCAUUGAGUGGUGUCUCCGUGAAGACGGACGACCGUGAAGACAUCCAGCAGCUGAUGGGUCAUCAAGAAGAACGUGCCGCUGAACUGCAGGUGGGGAGCAUCCCUGUGAAGCAGGAGAAUCCUCGGCCCCCCGACCUUAAGGAGGAAAAGAGUCUCUUAGGGCCAGAAGAAGCUGAUCUCACCACGUUGCCUCUGACUGGUGUCUCUGUGAAGACUGAAGAGCGUGAUGACAGCCUCUUAGCGCCGCUAUCAGACAGCGACGGCACAACGUUGCACUCUCCCGAGGCUGACGGCAGCCAGGAAGCUUUGAGCAGCGAUGCGGACUGGGAAGCUGAUAUGAGGACUCACACCGGCAACCAACACCCUGAACACUGGAAAGAGAAGACCUGCUUUACCUGCUCCGUUUGCAGUGAAUCUUUCUCUUCUAAGAGCGAUUUGACGCGACACGCGAGAGCGCAUCCCAAAGAAAAACUCUUUAGUUGCUCAAUAUGCGGCAAAAGAUUUUCUCGAAAGUCAGUUCUCGUAACACACACCAAAACACAUUUGGUGGAAAAACCUUUCAGUUGUUCAGUUUGUGGUAAAGGCUUUGCUCAGAAGGGCGUGAUGGUGGCACACAAGAGAACACACACGGGAGAAAAACCCUUUAGAUGCUCCAUUUGCAGCCAAAGAUUCUCUCGGCAUUCGGGUGUGGUAUCGCACAUGAGAACACACACGGGGGAAAAACCUUUCAGAUGCUCAGUUUGCGGCGACAGUUUUUCUCGAAAGCGCAAUGUCACGCAACACAUGAGAACACACACCGGAGAAAGACCUUACGGCUGUUCGCAGUGCGGCAAAAGAUUCUCCCAAAGGUCAAAUUUGGUAGCGCACACCAGGAUACACACCGGAGAAAAACCUUUCAUGUGCUUAGUUUGUGGCGAAAGUUUCGUGGAUAAGGUCACCCUGAUUGCGCACAAAGGAAUACACACCGGUGAAAAACCAUUUCAUUGCUCAGUCUGCAGUAAAAGCUAUUCUUAUAAGAGAGAUCUCACGGCGCACAUGCGUACACACACGGGAGAAAAACCUUUUAGUUGUUCGCUUUGUGGUAAAAGUUAUUUUUAUAAGAGAAGUUUGAUGGCACACUUGCAGACACACAACGGCGAAUAAAAGAUUGUCACAUCCGCCAACGUCAGACGCCUUCGCUAUGGAGAUAUGGCGGUGGAGAGGCUGCCUGGCGGGAGUGAAGCACCAAAAAGACGGUAUAAAGGUUGCUGUGUAAAGACGGUAUCAACCAUGUUUACCGUUAGUCGUCAUGGGAACGCUAGAUGGAAGCGCUAACGGCGCUUACCCGUCUGCAGAGACGACCGGGACUGCAGCAAGAUUUCUGUAUUUAUUUUAACAAGAUAAUAUACUAUUUUAUUUCAGCGGCUAUUAUUCUCGAAGAUUGUUUACAUUUUAAUAAAACUUUGCACACAUAUUUGACUUUUUUUCUAAAAAUAUACAUAUAUUGAUAUUCAAUAUCGCUCAGCCCUACGUCAAACCGCUAAGAUUAAAAAUAGCUGUGAUUUCUGUAAAUUAAAAAAAAACCCCAACAGGCGACAUUACUCAGAAUGUGCGAGGGUUUUUCUCCUGCCUGAUCACAAACGUUCACUUGAAGAAGAAGGCCCGACGUUGGCCCGAAAACCUUAUCCGCCACCUGGAAGUCCAAUGCCACAGCAUUUGAAAGUGCAAAAGGUUUGCCUCCGUGGAGUCACGCCGGCUGCUGGGCGCAUGUGCCCGAAUACAGUGCACCUUGCUGGCCUAUGCCAGGUGGCUCCUCCCCCUCCAUACUCUGCUUCUCCUGUGGCGGGUGGUAAAGUCAUGAUGUUUGAUUAGGAUAAAUCAACAGGCCCCCAAAUUUACCUCCAAAUGUGCACAUAAAAUCGGUAUGUCAGUCUUGAGAAACAAAGUUAUGGGCUUUGUUUUGAGAAAAAGGGAUGCAGUACAACCUACAAACGACUUUUGCUGUUGAUGUUUUAUGUGCUAUUAUCUUGAUGUCAUGUUUGAAUGUAUUUUAUUUGAGGUUAUUAUUAUUAUUAUUCGGACAUUUUAUUCAAUUCCUUGUGUACUUCUUUUCCAUGCACCGCCAUGACUCAUUUUAUUGCUUGUCUCGGCAAUAAAGAC
Messenger RNA from Doryrhamphus excisus (bluestripe pipefish), 2561 nucleotides. RefSeq lists its product as uncharacterized. The record is from RefSeq and is a predicted model, not a curated record. Gene Ontology annotation, cellular component: nucleus. NCBI's taxonomy places the organism in Eukaryota, Metazoa, Chordata, Actinopteri, Syngnathiformes, Syngnathidae. Gene Ontology annotation, biological process: regulation of transcription by RNA polymerase II; embryo development. Gene Ontology annotation, molecular function: RNA polymerase II transcription regulatory region sequence-specific DNA binding; DNA-binding transcription factor activity, RNA polymerase II-specific.